Messenger RNA from Euleptes europaea (tarantolino), 1055 nucleotides. It is a transcript of the gene CALM3, whose product is annotated as calmodulin 3. The record is from RefSeq and is a predicted model, not a curated record. Gene Ontology annotation, molecular function: calcium ion binding. The coding region runs from base 88 to 537 and encodes 149 amino acids. Lineage: Eukaryota; Metazoa; Chordata; Lepidosauria; Squamata; Sphaerodactylidae. The transcript has 6 exons.
GCUGCGGCUUCUGCCUCCCUCGCCGACGCUGCCCGUUGAAGCCUCCGGACGCCUCAGUCGCUGCCCGACGACGACCCGUCGCCCGCCAUGGCUGACCAACUUACUGAAGAGCAAAUUGCCGAGUUCAAGGAGGCCUUCUCCCUCUUCGACAAGGAUGGAGAUGGCACCAUCACCACUAAGGAGCUCGGCACUGUAAUGCGAUCUCUGGGGCAGAAUCCAACCGAGGCGGAGUUGCAGGACAUGAUCAAUGAGGUGGAUGCGGAUGGAAAUGGUACCAUUGACUUCCCAGAGUUCUUGACCAUGAUGGCGAGGAAGAUGAAGGACACGGACAGUGAGGAGGAAAUCCGGGAGGCUUUCAGAGUGUUUGAUAAGGACGGGAAUGGCUACAUUAGUGCAGCCGAGUUGCGCCAUGUGAUGACAAACCUAGGGGAGAAGCUGACGGACGAGGAGGUGGAUGAAAUGAUACGGGAGGCAGAUAUUGACGGGGAUGGGCAGGUCAACUAUGAAGAGUUUGUGCAGAUGAUGACCGCAAAGUGAGGCCUGCAGAGCGGGCGGCUGGCAAUGCCCAUUCUCCUUCAAUACUUUUUCUCCACCACACUCUCUACUUAAGUAACCUGGUUCUCUAAGCAAACAAUCGGCUGUGGAAUAAAUCUGACCAAGCAAUUAAAAAAAGAAAAGAAAAAAUCUUCCCAAGCUGCAUGAUUGCACUCCUCUCUAUCCCUCCCCUCCUCUUCUUGCUCUUCCUUCCUAUUUUCCUUUCCUCCUCCUCCUCCCAGUGCAGCCCCUUAAAACCCCGGAGAACCCCCAACCUCGUGGAUGUCUUUGUUUCCAUCGGGUCUUCUGUUCUGCAGUCUGUGCUGGCCCUUCUCCCAGGGCGCCGAUUCUUUCUCUUUCUUUCAAGAAUCCACACGAUGGGGUGGAGAAGAGCGCAAACCCUUCUUAAUCGUGUUGCAUGUGUCUGGCACUGUGGUCGUGCGCGUUGGCCUGGCGGUCACCAUCAAAGGUCUUGCCCCGAGGAACAGCAAGGGGGUACGAGGAAGAAACUGGGGGGGUCU